AUGGACAUCUCAAAGAACGACUCACGUACAGCACCUUUACAUCAAAGUGGCGUCUCCUCCAACCGAGAUCCUGUGGCUACCAAGCAGGAUCCCAGCAAGGGAUCAAAACGCAGACAUGCAACUGUCUAUGAUGCUGUAGCGGGCAAAGUCUCACAUGACCAAGGUCCCGUAACGGAACCGGAAGAGUUACAGUAUACACCUCGUCACCCCAAGGCAAUCCGAUACUCCACAAAGGAUAUCCCUUUAGCUCCUGACGAAAUCCUAUUCAGGCGGAAAGAUGCACCCGUGCGUUACUUGGAGCACGACAUCUACUACGCUCAUGAAAAUGACCUCCCCUGUGGAGGACAGGGUGUCCUGCCAGAUAGUGACCUCCUCAAAGCCAUUCACGCUUACACCAGUGCCUUCUACAGCGUCAGAAACCGCGAGCGCCAACCUCCGGAGAGCCGAAACAUUACUGAACGGAGCAUGGAUGAGACAGCUCUCUUGGCAUUUGGUAUCCUCCUAGAGGAAGCUGGCAAGGAGGUCCUUGGUCGACGAGGCGACCUAGUCUUCACUGAGGGUGCAGAUGACGGUCCUGUCGACGUAUACGAGCCAGUCCAAGAUGAGACCCGGCUCGUUGGGCAUCACGACAUCUCCUUGCGGGGACGUCCUAAGCGGAGAAAGAUCGCCGAAAGUGACGUUGAAUGA
Molecule: messenger RNA, 687 nt
Organism: Fusarium proliferatum ET1
Lineage: Eukaryota; Fungi; Ascomycota; Sordariomycetes; Hypocreales; Nectriaceae
Exons: 2
Coding region: 1-687 (228 amino acids)
Biological process (GO): nucleolar large rRNA transcription by RNA polymerase I
Cellular component (GO): RNA polymerase I upstream activating factor complex
Molecular function (GO): RNA polymerase I cis-regulatory region sequence-specific DNA binding
Source: RefSeq, a predicted model, not a curated record